AGUGACUCGUGAGCGUGAUACGCAAUGCGCGUUUGUCAUCUCGGCGGUAAUUACGGAAUGCGAUUGCGAUCGCGAGCCGUUUUUUUUGCACCGCGCGUUCGGGAUGUCACCUAAUUCAACUCCCACGGUCGUAUCCACCUUCCGUCUUUCCAAGCGAAACACUUGAACGCUACCGGGUCUUGGCCGAGUGAUUAUGCGUUUCGAGCCAAUUUGGCGAGUCGAUGGAGGGUAACUUUUGAUUUUCACGCGAAAUUUCCUGCUGAUCGACGCGUACAUUCUCAACUCCCACGCGUCGUUGUCCUCCUACGCGCGCGCGCAUGGUGUGUGUUGUGUACGUGUGUGUGCGGUGUGUAUAUGCGUGUACGCGCGCGCGAGCGCGCUCGUGUACGUGUGUAACGAAUGCCGCACGAUUGUACGGUGAGAAAAUCAGAGUUGAAAAAUUUCAAUAAUUAGUCUUCGACCGAAUGUUAAAUCUUGACUAUUGAUACUCUUGGAUAUGGAAUACACAAUGAGAGGCAAAGAACCUUCAAAGUCGAAGUCAUGGAUCUCCAGCUACACGAGAUGUUUACUGCACGCUAUCACUGGAUCAGGAGGAAAUAUUUAGAACGACGACUAUGGAAAGAACCCUCAAUCCAUUUUUUGGAGAGGAGUUUCAAUUUGAAGUACCCAGAAAAUUUCGGUACCUUGGCAUUUAUGUAUACGAUAGAGAUAGACACUUAAAGCAGGAUAAAAUUUUGGGAAAGGUAGCAAUAAAGAGGGAAGAUUUAGCUACAUAUCAUAAUAAAGAACAUUGGUUUCCUUUAAAACCAGUCGAUGCUGAUUCUGAGGUCCAAGGCAAGACACAUUUAGAACUUGCUUUGCAACCGCAAGUCGAACACGCUCAGCCUAAACUUACAGUAAGGAUAAUAGAGUGUAGUGAAUUAACCAUUAAAAAUGGUAGCUGUGAUCCCUUUGCAACUGUUACAGUCAUCUAUAGUAAUGGUAAACAAAUAUCAAAACGCACAAAAGUUAAAAAGAAAACUGCAUCUCCAUAUUUUAACGAAACAUUUGUAUUUGAGCCAGAAUUAACCGAGACCAGAGACAAAGAUGUCUCUCAUUAUUCUAUUGAAGGAGCUGAAGUUGGAGAAGUAGUUGUUGGUUUGUGGCACGCAUCUCCUGGUAUGGGAGAACAACCGGUGUUCCUUGGCGAAGUCCGAGUUACAUUAAAAGGAUUACAAAAACAGCCAACUAGUACAACAACCGCAUGGUAUUUUUUACAACCUAGAGCAGCAAAACAUCGUCCAAGUAAAAUUUCGAGUAAUUCAACACCACCUGGUACGUUACCAGGUUUGGGAUCUUUACGUUUGAAGAUUCAUUAUGUAGCCGAUCACGUCUUCCCAUCUGAAAUGUAUGAUAGACUUAAGUGUCUAUUAUUACAAAGUGUCAAUGUUCAGCCGAUAACGUCAUCUGCUGUUUACAUACUGGGUGAAAUUGUAGCUAGUAAAAUGGAAGCUGCGCAACCAUUAGUUCGAGUAUUGGUGCAUCAUGGACAGUUGGUGUCUGUAAUGCGAGCACUUGCUAGUCAUGAAAUUUCUAAAUUGACUGAUCCAACGACCAUUUUUCGCGGUAAUACAUUAGUGAGCAAAAUGAUGGACGAAGGCAUGAGAUUAUCAGGUCUUCAUUAUUUGCAUAGUACUCUUAGACCCGCAAUGGAACAAGUCUUUCUUGAAAAAAAGCCAUGUGAAAUAGACCCAACUCGAGUAAAAGAUGGCAAUACAACAGAGAUGAAUUUGACCAAUUUAAAGGAAUAUGUUGAAAGAGUAUUUACAGCUAUAACCACGUCGGGAGUGCGAUGUCCGCCUUUAAUGUGCGAAAUGUUCUGGUGUUUGAGAGAACUCGCUGCGACUCACUUUCCAAAAAAUAAGGAAGUGAGAUACUCGGUGAUAAGUGGAUUUAUCUUUUUACGAUUUUUUGCUCCUGCAAUAUUGGGUCCAAGACUAUUUGAUAUUACUACUGAACAAAUUGAUUCACAGACCAAUAGAACAUUAACAUUAAUAUCUAAGACGAUUCAAAGUCUCGGAAAUUUAGUGUCUUGCAGAGGUGGCGCAGGUAGCGUAUGCAAAGAAGAAUACAUGGAAUGUGUGUACCGAGAAUUUUAUACGGAAAGACAUAUACAAGCGGUCAAGCAAUUUCUAGAGUUGAUAUCGACUAGCAGUAAUAGUAGCGGUAUUACAAAACAACGUCCAACGGUAUUGCAAGAACAACCAGUGGUACUCAAAGAAGGAAUAUACUUUCUCUUUAUGCAUACUACUGAUUGUAAUAAGAGAGUAAUGAUUAAACGAGCACAAGGCAGAAAACGAUUUGGUCGUAAGAAUUUCAAGCAGAGAUAUUUUAGACUUACCACGCAUGAUUUGACAUAUUCUAAAACUAAAGGUAAAGAGCCUUUGUGUAAGAUACCAUUGGAAGAAAUUUUAGCGGUGGAAAGACUUCACGAAGAUUCCUUCAAGAUGAAAAAUAUGUUUCAAAUUAUUCAACCACAAAGGGCAUUGUAUGUUCAAGCUAGUAAUUGCGUAGAAGAAAAGGAAUGGAUUGACAUUCUUACAAAAAUAUGUCAAACGAAUAGUAAUCGCUUGGAAAAAUAUCAUCCAAGUGCAUACAUCAAUGGCCAUUGGCUUUGUUGCCGGGCAGUUGCUGAAAUUGCACCAGGAUGCAGUCAAGUGUCGCCAGGUAUAGAGGCUGGACUGCGAAUGGUCUUGGAUCCGGAUCGCGAUUUGCAGAGAAUACAUUCAUUAAUCUUUACAAAUAUGCCACGUCUCGAGACAUUGAUGAAUGCAUGUGAAUGCCAGGCGGUUUAUGGCGCUAGCGAUAUAUGUGUUAUUCCGGACGGUGGAUCGCCCAUAGAAGAUGUACCUUCGUGUUUCAAGACUUUAAACACACUUAGAGAAGCUGCAUACGCGUUACAGCGUGAACAUAGAGCCUACUUUAGAAGACUGGCACGUGACACCAAAUACGGCAGCAAACAAGCUCCCAUCGGUGAUGACAACUACCUCCACUUAGCUAGUAGAGCAGGAUUCGAUAAUCAGUUAGCAAAGCGAAUGUACGAGGAUAGUCUAAAUCAACGGUCCAUAGAGACGGAACAUUACGACACGGGAUUAUCUAGAAAAAUUGUCGAGAAUCAAAGAUACGACGAAACAUUCAGAAAGUGUCUUGAUUCCGAUUCCAUUAAUCGUAGGUAUGAAAAUGAAAACAACUUAUUGCGGGGAUACGAAAACAAUAGUGAUACUAUCAGAAGUAUCCAAAAUGAUCUCAGAAAAUUUGAUCAUAGUUUAAACAACACAUUAAGAUCUGAUAAAUCGGAGAGAAACGCUAAUGAAAAUAUGGAAAAUCACAAAAGGCUAGAUAGCACUAGUCUACUAACGGCAGAUAGUAUUAAUUUGUCAGGUACAUUAUCGCGAAAAUUGGCUAAUUAUGACAACACCAGAGUGCUGAGUGAAUGCACAUUGACAAGACGAUUACAAGAUGAUGUCCCUGACAUAUCUUGUAAUUCGAUGAGUGAGCGUGGCAAUCAUUAAUUUACCUAUGAUGUACAAAUAUAAGUUGAUAGAAAUAUUACGAAAAGGAGAUGGAAAAUUAGGAGAGACGGAAAAAAAACAGAGAUUUACGUUGAUCGUUUAGGAGAGCACUACAAUCCAAUUGUGGCUAUUUUUUUUAUUGCUAUGUAUAUUGUACAUAGGAUUAUAUGCAAAUUGUAUAAAAUCUUUCCGUUUUGUAUAAAUUAAUGACUCUGCUGUUAGAGGCAGUUUUUUUCUGUUGUGUGUAUGCCUGCCUUUUACGUAUCGUUUUAUUUUUUGGACGUUGGAUAAAUAUGAGAGUUACAACAGAAUGUAAUUUAACAUAACUUUUGAUUCGUUACCAUGCUGUGCAGAGAAUGUAACAUCUUGUCAUCACAGAGAAAUCUCUAUUAUUUAUUAUUUAUUUAUUUUUCACCUCAUUUCAAUAUAUUGGAGAUGUAUGUGAAUAUAAAACAUGACAAUGGCUGCGUUAUCGCAUAACCUGUAAUCUCAUUGAAAAGUCGAGUUUUUGCUUGUAUGAAAUACUUAAUAUUAGUUUUGUAAUAUGUUACGUAAUAAUAGUUACUAUUGUAGAUUAGAAAAAUUAUUCUGAUUGAAUACAAUUGUCGUACUAUCUUUGAUUCACAUAUAAUUCCAUCAAUUUUAAGUACAAUCCUUUUUUGCAUUAAUUAUAAAUGCACGCAUACACAAAAUAAGAAUAUAGAAAUGCCUAUAUUAAUGUUGCAAAUAGAAUUGAUUACUAUUUGGUGAAAAAUUUUAAAACUUUCAAACAUUUAUCUUUUUUAACACGAAUUGAACAUUUAUCUUUUUGUUGUAGUGUCAUAUUUGUACGAAUUCAAUUAAGCCAUAGAGAAAGAUACAAACAACAUGUGAUCAUACGAUUUACCUUAGGCACAAAAUAUGUAAAAUUUAUUCUUUACAAACCUAAUCGCAAGUAAAUUUUCUUUUACCGCAUCUAUUAUUUCAAACUUUUUUUUAUUAUAAAAGGAAAGACUAAAUUUAUUUUUAUUCACAAGAAUACGUAUCUUCCAUUAUCAAUUCUUAUAUUUUAUUAGUUAUUUUAAUAUAUAGAUUUUUACAUAAAAAUGAAAAUGUUGAACAUGUAGGAAAAUAUUAGAUCUGUUUAUUUUUUAAAAGAAAAGAAAUACGUAAGUAACAAAUAUAAUAAUAGCGAUUUUGGCUAGGGCGCACCGGUGUGUCACCUUACCGGUGGUACACAAAUUGGCUUCGACUAUUUUCUCAGGUCCAUUUUGUGUACACCCAAUAUGCACUUGUGAGGUGUAUCGAGCCCAGACGAACACGCGGCACCAUUGAGGGACUGCAUUAUUUGACUAGCCAAACACAAAAGUUGCACCGACACCUGAAAUGUGCAACCGAUGCGUCCCAGCCGAAAUCGCUAUAAGAUAUAUCUUGCAAUCUGAAACCAUUUUUACGCAUAGGCGUGUUUGUGCGUGCGUGCGCGCGCGCGCGUGCGCGCGCGUGUGUGUAUGUGUGUGUGUUGAAUAUUACUUUAAUAAUAUUUUGUCUUCAUAUAAUUGUUCGUGUAUUAUAUGACAUUAUAAUUGAUUACAUGUUGAAUGAAAUUUGAUCAAUUUCCUGUGAUAGAAUAUGUAAUCAGCAUUCAUAAUAACUAUCAAUUUACCCAAGUUACAAUUUUUCUAUAUAAGGUGUAUCAUUUACAAUUUGAAUUUUUUUAAUUUUUAGAAUAGACGUUUAUUGAAAGACUAUUUAAUUGCAUAUAGAUGAUGAUAAUUGUACAAAUAUCUAUUAGGGCACUUACUGUUUUAUUCUAAUUUUUGAAAAAAAAAGCUUUAAUAUGAGCUAUACAGAACACACACACUUGUAUAACUUUGCAUCAAAUUAAGAUUAAUUAUUUUUAAGAUUUUUUAAAUUAAUUGUCGGAUCAUUUUAUAAGUUAGAUAAUUUUUGAUAGAGAUAAAACAAUUAAUAUAAAAGUCAUAAAACACAUUUAUUAAAUUAAUAUAAAAAAAAUAACUUUCUAUAAUUAAAUUUUUUUAGAGCUUUUCUAAAAAGUGACAAUAUUUAGUUUCUGUUGCAAUAAAUUCUAAUCUAUUUAAUUAAAUUGAAGGGUUGAGGGGCGGGGGGGGGAGUGUGUGUUGAGUGUACGUACACGUUUGGGGAAGGGAGGCAAUAUUGUAUAUGUUUGUGAACGAGCCUAAAAACAUUUCUUCAUAUUUUGAUAAAAUAUGAAGACGAUUGCAUUAAAUAUGAAAAUAUCAGUUUUUUUUUUAGUGUUGAGGCUAUACAAAAGAAAGAUACCUUUUAUAUAUGUAUAUUCAAACUACAGUGAUUUAUAAUACAUAAAUAGAGUUGUGAAAACAUCGUAACCGAAAAUAAUAUACAUUUGAUGCGAAACUGGUAUGUCAAACAAAUAGGGGCUCUACAAGCCAUAUUAAUAUUAUGACUAUAAUCCCUCCAUUCUAGUAGAAGACAACUACGAUAACAAGAAUAUAAUUAAGACAAUUAAAGAGUGUACAGUUAUCUUGAAUUAUGCAAAUAUUAUAUGCAAUUUAUAAAUAUUAGAUAUGUACAGUGUACAGAAAUCUCUUUUCCAUGCGUAGGAAAUAGAUCUCCAUUUAAUAUUUUUAUCCAUUUGCUAGAUUUAAAAUAAUUUUAAUAAGUCUGUAGAUAAAUCAAAUUGUUUAUAAAAUAAUGGUUUUAUCUAAAUAUUGAGUGCGAUUAAAGGACAUACUGCGUGUGGACUUAGUUUAAAAACUUAACAUAUCCAUGCAAGGCCUUUGUAUAUAUAAAUCUUUUCGCUAUUCAAUGCAGAGAAAAUAUGGAAGUAAUAUUAUAUAAAUGAUUGUAUGUGUUAGGCGCAAAUUAAUGAACAAUUUUACAUGAUGUUAGUAUAGUACUAACUACAAUAUAAUAUCGAUUCUUCUUUCCUUUCAUAUGAUAUACGAUAUAGAGAAAUACAAGUAUCAUCCUCAAAUGAAACACGGCCGAGUCAAUUGAUUUAUAUAGUUAAUAUCGCAAGUACCUUGUACUUCGAAAGAAAUGUAAACUUGUUUAUAUAAUUGGUUAUUGAACUCAAUUGUUUAUUUAAUUGUUACAAUUGUAGCAAAUUUUCAUUUAAGAAGGAUUCAAUCUUGUAUUCUCUUGUCUUUCGAUAAUAUUAAUUCUGCAUUGCAUUUUCAAUUUACAAAUUUAAUAUAACUUUCUUAUAUAUUAAGUAAUAGCAAAUAAUCAAGAAGUUUACAGGAACGCUUACGUUAUCGCUUACGUUUGUAAUUAGAAAGCAUUGUUGUGGAAUUUUUCGCGCAAAAGCUUUGAUUAAAAACAAAAUGAUAAGUCGUUACAUGCGAUUCAAAAAAUCAAUAGCUGUUCAAAGUUUCAAUUCAUCUUAUUAGAAAACUGCAUUGAGCCUAAUAAAUUUAUCUCAUAGUAUACGUUCUCGAAAAAAUUUUCGAUGCAGUAUAUAUGGUAAUUCUACUUACGAACGGUAUUAUUUAUAUUAAUUUUAUAUUAUUAAUUUAGUAAUAUUUUUAUAUACACUAUCGUUGUGUUCACCAAGUAACUAUUGUUAUCUUGUAGAAAACCUUAGCAUAGACUGUGCCUUAAAAUAUAUCAAUGACUCGAGAA
Molecule: messenger RNA, 7157 nt
Organism: Solenopsis invicta (red fire ant)
Lineage: Eukaryota; Metazoa; Arthropoda; Insecta; Hymenoptera; Formicidae
Gene: RasGAP1
Product: ras GTPase-activating protein 3
Exons: 15
Coding region: 615-3551 (978 amino acids)
Biological process (GO): intracellular signal transduction; regulation of GTPase activity
Source: RefSeq, a predicted model, not a curated record